Messenger RNA from Candoia aspera, 582 nucleotides. RefSeq names its product mitochondrial ribosomal protein L55 (gene MRPL55). Bases 185 to 580 code for a protein of 131 amino acids. Gene Ontology annotation, molecular function: structural constituent of ribosome. Gene Ontology annotation, cellular component: mitochondrial large ribosomal subunit. NCBI's taxonomy places the organism in Eukaryota, Metazoa, Chordata, Lepidosauria, Squamata, Candoiidae. The record is from RefSeq and is a predicted model, not a curated record. Gene Ontology annotation, biological process: translation. The transcript is spliced from 4 exons.
GAUGACGCUAGAAGCUCCUGGGCGGGGCGAGCGCCGAGUCACGUGCGUAGAGUAACUGCGGUCGUUCCGGGGUAAACCAUUCGGGAUACGGGCGGGGGGAGUUCUCAAGCGCCUCGGACUAUGGCCCUGAAAAAACCCGUUGCCUUUUGCUCCCAUUAAGAAUUUCUGACCAGGAUUUAUUUCGAUGGCUGCAUUGCACGUCAGGAUGGCAGCUCUAAGCAGGAGCUUAAGCAUCUCGCAGGUCGAGCGUCUGUCCAGGUUCCUUCUCAGGGUUUGUGGACUUCACACCUCGCCCAACCAGCUGAACUCAAAUCGGACCUCCAUCGCUUGCUUCCCGAGACAGAAGUACGCCCGGCUGUAUCCCGUCCUCCUGGUUAGACCGGACGGAUCCUCAAUCCACCUUCGCUACAAAGAGCCGAGGCGGAUCCUUCCGAUACCAGUAGACAUCAACACCCUCCCCGAGGCCGAAAGGAGAAGCCGGUUGAGAAGAAAGAACUUGAUGAAGUCCAAGCCGGAGGAAGUAACUUUUGAAGGCGACUUUAAACUGGAUGAUUACACGAAAUUUUGGAGCAAAAAGUGAGA